Molecule: messenger RNA, 1386 nt
Organism: Symbiodinium sp. CCMP2456
Lineage: Eukaryota; Dinophyceae; Suessiales; Symbiodiniaceae
Source: the annotation of a GenBank genome assembly
AUGUCUGCUGGGGGAAACAAGUAUGUGACGGUGGCGAGUGGGAAGGACGGUGGGGCGGUACAAUGCUGCUUCUAUGGCUGGAUAAUUGUGUUUACCUGCAUCCUCUGUAAGAUCUUCAAGGUGCAAGGAGAGAACAAGGUCAUGACUUACACUGUGCCUCACUUGAUGGAAGAGUUCCAGUUCUCGCAUGCUCAUCUUGGGGGCUUCUUCUCAGCUGCAACGAUCAUGGCUGGCACUGCUCAGCCCAUGCUCGGUAAGGCCGUGGAUUAUUUUGGGGGGCGGAUUUGCAUCUCGCUACUGCAGCUCGCCAUAGGCGUCUCACUCGCAGUCUUUGCUCACUGGUAUUGCGCAGAGAACCGGCCGUUGCUUCGCAUGGAGGCGGUCUCGGUCUUCUUCUUGCUGCGGAUCUUGUGCCUAGGCGCAGGGGAGACGUUUCCCAACGCCCUUGUGCAGCAAUGGUUCCACAAGAAGCGUGGCCGUGCCAUCGGCGUAAUUUUUACAACCCAAUGGCUCGGCCAGGCUCUCUUUGGCACAUUCAUUGCCGGUAUCGUAGAUCGUUACGGUUGGCGUGAGGCCGCUAUGCUGGGAGCGGCUGUGAAUCUGGCAUUGGCACCCGUGAGCCUACUGCUGCUGAGGAGGAGCCCUGAGGUUUGUGGUUUGAUGCCGGAUGGAUCCACCCCGAAAGAUUCGGCAAUCGUGAUUGUGGCGGAAGAAGCGCCUGAGACGAAGGAUAACUUGAAAGAAGAGGAAACACCGACAGAUUUGCGGAAGUUUUGGGCCCACUUCGGACUUACUUUCUUCUACGCAAUGAUGUUUGGUGGCUCUGAUUUCUACAUGGUGGAGAUCAUUGAAGAGGCAUCGCCAAUGCCAGAAGUUUCUGCUGUGUCGGUGCCCUGGCACAUCUUCACUCCUUUGGCUGUGGUCACUUCGAUCGCACUUCCGGCUGUCGGUGAGUUGAUGGAUGCACACAGUAGCCACUCAAAGUGGCUGCCGCCAAGUCUGCUUGCCUUAGCAUGCAUCCUCGGAUCCAUUGCUACACUGAUGCUCUCCUCGAUCAGAAGUUGGUUUGCAGCAGUUUGUUACGGUGUGCUGCGUGGGAUCAGCACGGGAAUCUUGCAGACCUUGCUCUUGGCAGGCUUGUGUUUUUCUGCCCAGGGAGUCAGUCGAGCGGAGAUCGGUCGUAUUCUGGGCUCUAAUUUGUUGUGCAACUUGGUCGGUACAGGGAGUGCGCCUUUCUUGUUCGGCAUCUGCCGGGAUCUUUUCGGCAGCUUUGGUGUCUCCCUAUGCGUGCCGAGCGUGCCCAUGCUUUUCCUGGCAGUCUACUUUACUCAUCAGGCCUUGUGGUUUAAGACCGACGGAAGUGCCGUUCAAGGCCUUGUGGUUUAA